Molecule: messenger RNA, 1919 nt
Organism: Megachile rotundata (alfalfa leafcutting bee)
Lineage: Eukaryota; Metazoa; Arthropoda; Insecta; Hymenoptera; Megachilidae
Gene: tank
Product: EI24 domain-containing protein tank
Biological process (GO): macroautophagy
Cellular component (GO): endoplasmic reticulum
Source: RefSeq, a predicted model, not a curated record
AAUCAGCUGAUACCAAUUUUCAUAAAAAUUUUUUUUAAUAAUAGUUCUGUUGAUUUAGUUGGCAACACAUAUUUACGCAUUUUCGAAGAAUGAUUUUACUUGAUUAGAUUUUAUUACUAAUCCUGAAUGACAACACAUAUGUGCUAUAAGUGACGAAAAGCUUCUGUAAUUUGUUGUCACAAACGUCUUUCUUUGAUACUCUGUUUUAAUGUGCUUUCGAACUAUUCCUGACAUUGACAGCUAUGUUACUUCAAAAAUGUUUUUCUGGCAGAUCGCUCAGCGGAUUCAGAAUAUAGAUUAAUUAUAUUCUAUUACGGUUAUCGUUGUGAAAUAUGGAUAACGUAACAGGAAUAAUACAUGCCAUAUACAGAGGAUUUGUGGAUAGUUUGAGGGGAGCUAUUGUUUUAUUUUAUAUGGACAAACGUAUUAAUGAAAAAUUAUUGAAAAAGUCCCCCUCUAAAAUAGAAACUCAUGGAAAAGAAGUUGCCAUUGUGCAUAAUCCCUCAAAAUGUUAUAAUCAAUUAAGAGAGUCUAAGGUGCUAAAAAGAACUAUUCAAUGUUGUGCAUUAAAUGGUGGUGUAUUUUGGGCUAGUAUCUUGAUUUUCGAAUGCGGUCUAUUACCAUUUCUUAAGUACUUACUAAGCAUUAUAUUUGGUCAUUCACCGACUAUGGGUAUGACUGUAUGGUCUUGGACAAAACCAUUUCUGUCAUUAACUUUUGGCACUGUAUGGGUAUUACCACUAUUUCUGCUCAGUAGGAUAGUCAACAGUUUAUGGUUUCAGGACAUAGCGGAUAGUGCUUAUCGGUACAGACAGGGAAGACCACUACUUCUCUCGAGUGUGAGCAAACUUGUAGCUGAUACGCUUUUUAGCAUAUUAGUUCAAGCAUUAUUUUUGGGUCAAGGAAUGUUGGUUUCCAGGAUUCCAUUACCCCCUAUAGGUGAUAUUCUUGCUCUUAUACAUAUGUGCCUUUUAUAUGCUCUCUAUGCUUUUGAAUACAAGUGGUUCAAUAUGGGUUGGGAGCUGCAUAGACGGUUAAGUUUUAUUGAAAGUAAUUGGCCAUAUUUUGUGGGUUUUGGUCUGCCAUUAGCAGUACUUACCCAAAUGCCCAAUUCUUACGUAAUAAGUGGCUGUGUUUUUUCUAUAUUAUUUCCAUUAUUUAUUGUGAGCGGAAAUGAAGCAGAACCUGUAACUGGAGUAUGUGACUGCCCGUUAAAGUUAUUUUCACCAGUAAUUGCUAUUGCAAAUACACUUUUCAAUAAGACAAUUGGACCUGCAAAUAGACGGUGACAAAAAAAAGUUUAAGUUGCUAAUUUGUUUGGAAUAAUAAAUAUGUAGCAAUAAGCCGUUUUUCAGGUUUUUACAUAUUUCUAUUAUUUUUUAUUAGAUGUAUACUUAGUUGAUUUUCUUGUAUUAACAAAGCAAUUAAGAAUAGAAUUUUUAUAUUGUAUAUGGAUAUAAACAAAAUUAAAAAACAGCUUAUGUAAUGUUAUUAUUAUAUGUAAAUAGAAAAAAUAUGUUCAUAAAUGUGAUGUAAAUACGCAGCAAAAAAUCGCAGUAAGGAAUAUCUGUGAAUGCUUUAUAUUAAGUAAAGUGUUAUUUAAGAUACAUUAAUAUCUAUAAUGUUAUUUAGGAAAUCAGCAUACAUGUUCCUUGCUGUAUUAUGCAAGAUUAAAUUAAAAUUCGUAAUUUUAUACAGUUUUAUUAUUAAUAUUGAAACAUGAAAAAGUAAUAUCUUAGAGUAAUUACAGAAAUACCUUUUACAAAUUAUACGAUAGGGAAACGUCAUUGCCUAAAAUUUUGCACAAGUGAAAGAUAGUAUCUUUCUUGUUGUAUCUAUUGCAAUACACUUUUCAUUAUGGUAACUGAAAAGAAAUGUAUAUGGAAUGCUUUUUUAUUAAACUAAACUCUUAAGUUAUA